Messenger RNA from Exophiala aquamarina CBS 119918, 789 nucleotides. RefSeq lists its product as uncharacterized. Bases 295 to 789 code for a protein of 164 amino acids. NCBI's taxonomy places the organism in Eukaryota, Fungi, Ascomycota, Eurotiomycetes, Chaetothyriales, Herpotrichiellaceae. The record is from RefSeq and is a predicted model, not a curated record. The transcript has a single exon.
AUGUUAGCGUUUGAAGACCAAAACAUAAUCAUUACUGGUGGUUCUUCUGGUAUCGGCCAUGCCAUCCUACUUCUGCUUGCGGAGAGGGGAGCAACCGUGUGGGCAUCAGAUCUUUCCCAAACCCUCCCAAGGACAUGAAUGGGUGGAUAACCGAGGCAAGGUACACUUCCAGGGCAAUCUGGACGUGGCCGACCGCUCAGCCUCAAUGAAAUACAUCGACGGGGUGGUAGCAGCGACAGGUCAACUGGAUGGCUUGGUUGAGGGGGAAUUGCAUCCGAUGAUAUAUAUGAUCGGAUGCUCGAUGCCGACAUUGGAAGUACAUGGACAUUCGGUACAUAUGCGCAUCAGCUCAUGGCGAAGCAAGAGCCCCGCGGAUCUAAUGGUUCUAGAAGAAACAUUUUCAACAUUGCUAGUGGUGCUGGGACGCGUGGGGUAUCUCGUCUUGCUGCCUCAUGUGCUAUGAAACAUGCGGUAAUAGGUCUAGCAAGAGCCUGGCACCAAGAUUUUGGCAAGAAUAAUAUCCGUGUGCACGCUGUUGCUCCAGGUGGGUCGGUAGUCCUAUGGUCUCUUGGAUUUUCUCCCAGUCUGAUCAUGUUGAAGGCACGACUGCAACUCCAGCCUACAUCAAGCGCGUAUAGAGAGGCAGGAUUUUUUGAGCUGACGCCAAAAAAUCCUUUGGGACGGUCAGCUCAGCCAGUUGAGAUCGGUAGAGCCGUUGCUUUUCUUCUUUCAGAUGAACCUAGCGGUGUAGGUAGCGAAAUCCUGCCCGUCACCGGGGGAUAUACUUGA